Ornithorhynchus anatinus (platypus) is the source of this 1692-nucleotide messenger RNA. RefSeq names its product prostaglandin E synthase 3 (gene PTGES3). Gene Ontology annotation, biological process: protein folding; chaperone-mediated protein complex assembly; telomere maintenance via telomerase. The transcript has 8 exons. Gene Ontology annotation, molecular function: prostaglandin-E synthase activity; Hsp90 protein binding; protein-folding chaperone binding. The coding region runs from base 315 to 797 and encodes 160 amino acids. Gene Ontology annotation, cellular component: cytosol; nucleus. The record is from RefSeq and is a predicted model, not a curated record. Lineage: Eukaryota; Metazoa; Chordata; Mammalia; Monotremata; Ornithorhynchidae.
CGGCGCUCGUGCCCGGAAGAGGGGGCGCGCAGGCGCGGCGGGCUGGGGAUUUUGCUGCGUCACCAGCCGCCGCCUUCUCCUGGCCGCACAUAGGCACAUUUUUCUCUCUUCUGCCGUCCGCCCCUCCUCUUUCGCCAGUCCCGAGGAGCUCGCGCCGCGCGGGGCAUUGUGGGACCCAGGCCGACUCCGCCGCCGCCGCCGCCCGCCUGCCCGAGGGGAGAGCGCGAGAGGCGACGAGAGAGGCCGCCCGCCCGCCCGACCGACCGACCGACCAACCGCCCCACCGACCGCCCGCCCGCCCGCUCCCCUUUACCAUGCAGCCAGCCUCUGCCAAGUGGUACGACCGGCGGGACUAUGUGUUCAUCGAGUUCUGUGUGGAGGACAGUAAAGAUGUUAACGUCAACUUUGAAAAGUCCAAGCUUACGUUCAGCUGUCUGGGUGGAGGUGAUAACUUUAAACAUUUAAACGAAAUUGACCUUUUCCAGUAUAUCGAUCCAAACGACUCCAAGCAUAAAAGAACAGAUCGAUCGAUCCUCUGCUGUUUACGGAAAGGCGAGUCUGGCCAGUCGUGGCCGAGGCUAACCAAAGAGAGGGCAAAGCUCAACUGGCUCAGCGUGGACUUCAACAACUGGAAAGACUGGGAAGAUGACUCAGACGAAGAUUUGUCCAAUUUCGAUCGUUUCUCUGAGAUGAUGAACAACAUGGGGGGCGACGAAGACGUGGACCUGCCGGAGGUGGACGGCGUGGAUGACGACUCGCCAGACAGCGAUGAUGAAAAAAUGCCCGAUCUGGAGUAAAGAGGAAGCGUCGUCUUCGGGGUCUGGGAAGGAAAGGAAAAGAUCGAACGAACUUCAUCGCAAAACUUCAUAAUCGAGAGCAACUUCCCGAGCCGGCCCAGCCGAGGGAAGGCAGACGGUGACUUGCCCCUUUAACCCAUUUUCAACCUGUUUGUUUUAAGGCUUCCGUGAGGGUUGUUCAUGUCCCCCACCCCACCCUGUCCCUCCCCUGAGGUGGGGGUCCCCGCCUGCCCCCCUAGGGGGGCAGCAGGGUCAGCUGGGAACCCUUCCCCAGACUCCCCAGACUGGAUCGAGGUGCCGGCCGUCCACACAGCAGGCCGCACACCAAAGUUCCACGGGUUCCUCCCACUCCGCCCCCACGAGCUCUUCAAUUCUGAUUUUUCAGCGGGGCCGGAGUGGGGGCGGAAGGCCGCCGACCCUUCUCUGGCCGACGGCUCCCACUUCGAACAGGCCGUGGCUCUGGGCGUCUCCAGCCGCAUUCCUUCGAUGCCUCCCCCUCUCCUGGCUCUGGCUCUUGGUGCGAGCACCGGGGCCACCUGGGCCAUCGGGGGUGGUGAGGAAGGGCGGGGGGGAGGGGUCGGUUGGAAGACUGCAGCGGUGGUAUCGUUUUGACCUUUGACGUUCUUGCCUCUCGCACAGGGAGUGGGGUGGCGGCUGUACGCUGUGGCGUGUAUGUACGUUUAGACCAAAUUCGUCUUUGCACUGUCUGUAGGGGGGCGAGGGCAAAAUCAUAUCCAGCCCUGGUGGAUUCUGGGUUUUGUGCUCUGUCUAGUCAGCUGGCAGGCUCAGGGCCACCUCAAUUUCUGUUCUUGAACCGUGGGGAUUGUGUUGGUUUUUUUUUUUUUUUUAACGUCCACAUUCUUUCUAAUAAACUGUUGAAGACUUCUUGGCCGUC